UGAGUAGUCGUCGACUCAACUCAAAACGUAUUCCGUGUCUACACCAUUCACGGAGCAAAGAUACUUCCUAGUGAAUUGAUAAGGCCACUUCUUUCAAACAAUAUGGAUAAAUUUACCCCGACGUUCGACUCCGACCGUUUCACAGUUUACAGAACAUGGGAGUAUCAGAAUAGUGUUAUUUACCAGAUGACAACAUGGACCGACGCGGUCGCCUAUGGAUUAUCAUGGGUCUCGCCGACAAAGCUAAACGUCGUCUUCCUUAAGGUGCAGCUGCCGACGUUCCAUGAAUCCUAUGACAAACUUGCAGCAUCUGGCGUGGAGCUUAGUCCAGAUACCCGCAAUGGCUUAAACCAUGAUCUCGGGACUAUGCUAUCACAGAGGAUUACUCCCUGGGAGACUAUAUCAGGAAGAGCAAUCAAGGGUUUGUGCCGGGAGCAUCCCAACGAUAUUACCAUUGCCGCCCCGGAGGUGGUCGGACAUUUACGAAUCUUCACCAUUGUUUGGGCGCCUCAGGAGAACGACCGGCCAAGGCUGCAGGGAAUGCGGGACUUUGUCCAAGAAAAUUUUGCAUGGCAAUUAAGGGAAAGCAAGAUUGAGUCCGUUAUCAGAACGCCGGUCCAGUGGUUUGGGAGUACAGCUGCAAGACUAUUUCUAUGGGGUUCAAUGGGUCCAUCGCAAGCUUAGGUUCUUACCACUACAGCAUCUGGAUGUGUGAUGACAUUGCGCAGCUCCUAGGGGUCGUAACAGAAUGAGCGGAGGGUUUUAUUUUUCCUCCUUUCUUCUUGGUCUCCUUUCCCCUUUUCUCCAUUGCGAUGUAUUUUGGGAAUUAGUCUUAGAUAUUUCUGCCAAUCCCUACUACUUUCAGCUCA
Aspergillus caelatus is the source of this 869-nucleotide messenger RNA. RefSeq lists its product as uncharacterized. The transcript has a single exon. The coding region runs from base 103 to 684 and encodes 193 amino acids. NCBI's taxonomy places the organism in Eukaryota, Fungi, Ascomycota, Eurotiomycetes, Eurotiales, Aspergillaceae. The record is from RefSeq and is a predicted model, not a curated record.